Hibiscus syriacus is the source of this 1215-nucleotide messenger RNA. Its product is annotated as transcription termination factor MTERF5, chloroplastic-like. The transcript has a single exon. Gene Ontology annotation, molecular function: double-stranded DNA binding. The record is from RefSeq and is a predicted model, not a curated record. Gene Ontology annotation, biological process: chloroplast organization; regulation of DNA-templated transcription. Gene Ontology annotation, cellular component: chloroplast. The coding region runs from base 22 to 1164 and encodes 380 amino acids. NCBI's taxonomy places the organism in Eukaryota, Viridiplantae, Streptophyta, Magnoliopsida, Malvales, Malvaceae.
AAACCUCAAAAAAGGGGAAAAAUGGCACCCCCUAUCAGAUCUCUUAUCUCAUUGUCUCUCAAUAAAUCAUCCUGUUUUCGGAAACCCAUUUCUUGUUAUCCCAUCUCUGUUGCUUUCUUCGUCUCUGCUGCCACCCAGGAAUCAAAAUCUUCAUUUUCUUUAGCUUAUCACUUAAUCGAAAAGCACAACUUAUCCCAUGAAAUUGCCGUCAAAACUGCAUCUUCCUUAAGCAAUGUGAAGGACCCUUCUAAGUGUGAUAAUAUAAUUUCCUUCUUAAAAGAAAGCGGUUUCUCAAAAUCCCAUAUUGAAGAAACCUUACAAAAGAAGCCUAAACUUCUAAAUUCCAGUCUUGAGAAAACCAUUCAACCCAAGUUCAAGUUUUUCCGGGAUUUAGGAUUUUCAACCAAUGAUUUUGCUGAUUUGAUAGCUACCGAUCCCUCGAUUUUGGUUAGAAGCGUGAAUGAUAGAAUAGUACCUUCGGUUUUGUAUUUAAAGAGUGUUCUAGGGUCAAAUGCCAAUGUUGUUAAGUUACUGAAAAUUUUGUCUUGGUUUCUGGCUUUUGAUUUGCAAAAGACUAUGAUGCCUAACAUAGAGUUCUUGAGGAGUUGCGGAGUUAGUUCGUCGCAAAUUGUUUCGUUUUUGUUUCCCUAUCCUAGAUUUUUCUUGCAUAAACUUGAGAGCAUUAAGCAGUUUGUUAAAAGGGCAGAUGACAUGGGAAUCGAUAGGAAGUCGACUAUGUUUAUUGUUGCUAUUAGGACAUUGGCUUCAAUGAGUGAGGAUACUUGGGAACAGAAGUUGAAGCUUUUUAGGAAGUUGGGUUUCUCUGAAGAUGAUAUCAACUCUACAUUUAGGAGGAUACCACAUGUGUUUUCUGUAUCAGAAAGGAAGAUCAAGGAAAUCAGUGAUUUUUUGCUUACAAGAAAGAAUGUAGGUAUUUCUCUUAUAAUAAGCUACCCGAUGGUGUUUACUUACAGCCUUGAGCAUAGGCUUAAGCCUCGCCUACAGGUAAUUGAGAUUCUGGAAAGUAAGAAUUUGUUAAGAAGGAAAGUUAGCCUGAGUACAAUUUUUAAUAUGUCCGAAAAGAAUUUCAGAGUGAAAUAUGUUUGUCCUUAUUUAAAAGAACUUGAGAAUGCAUCCAUAGCUAUUGUGGACCAUAAGUGUUAAUUUUCAUAUCAUUGAGGGCAUAUAUCAAAUAUUUGAUGUACUUUGGAUUUA